Oncorhynchus kisutch (coho salmon) is the source of this 8478-nucleotide messenger RNA. RefSeq names its product A disintegrin and metalloproteinase with thrombospondin motifs 20. Gene Ontology annotation, cellular component: extracellular matrix. Bases 322 to 6108 code for a protein of 1928 amino acids. The transcript has 38 exons. NCBI's taxonomy places the organism in Eukaryota, Metazoa, Chordata, Actinopteri, Salmoniformes, Salmonidae. Gene Ontology annotation, molecular function: metalloendopeptidase activity; zinc ion binding. The record is from RefSeq and is a predicted model, not a curated record. Gene Ontology annotation, biological process: extracellular matrix organization; proteolysis.
UGGUGCAAGGGGUGUUCUAUGGAUGGCUAAGGAAAAGCUUAGUUGGCACUGAUCCCUCCUUUCCAUAUAGACGUAGCUUACAUUAGGGCAGCAAAUAGUCUGUUAUGCAUCGUAAAUAGUGCGUGUUUACAGAGCAUAGUGAAUGCAUGUUUAGCCAUGCGAUGAGGCCAGUGCACUUUGCAAGACUUGUGCUGCAGAGAGCCUCCGCAGAUCCCACGACCUGUUGCUGACAAGCUGGGAGAAGGAGAGGUGAGAGCCGCUUGAGAAGGGUAGCCUACUGCCUUGGAGACGAGAACCGGUGGUUUCUUCACCCGGGAAAUCAUGCAGUUUGCAAUUUGGCUGGUUGGACUAAUGUGUCAUCUGUCAGCACUUGUCCGGAACUCCUUGGAAUACCGAUUGCAUCCGAAACAAGAAAGUUUCAUCAAACAGUUGUCAUCCUAUGAAAUUAUCACCCCGCUGCGGAUAAAUGAUUUCGGAGAAUCAUUCACCCACAAGUUUCACUACAAAAGGAAACGGAGAAGUGUUAAUUCUGAAUAUUCGGAUGGUUUAAGUGCUCACUACAGAAUUGAGGCAUUCGGACAACGCUUUCAUCUCAAUCUAACCGCCGACUCCGGUUUUAUUGCCCCCACGUACACUGUGACACAUUUGGGAGCGGAACACAGCAACGCAACGGAGUCCCAACAACAAGAAGACAGCGAUAUGCGGCACUGCUUUUUCCGCGGACACGUCAACGCCAAGAUUGAAUCCACUGCAGUCUUCAGUCUGUGCACUGGUCUUAUCGGGACUUUUACCACCCAGCAUGGUGAAUACUUCUUAGAGCCCCUGAUGAAGGCGGAGGGGGGGGAGGAGUACGACGAGGAGCACAACAAACCUCACCUCGUCUACAGACAGGACAGGAAGAGGAGAGAGGGCCCUGCCAGUGAACCCAUGCAACCCUGUUCAGCCUCAGGGGAAGGAUCGGAAAGGCCAGUUGUCAAUCUUCAGAGCGAUAGGAGUAUGGGAGAAGAGUUGGAUUCCCUGAGAGAUAGAAUGGACAUCCACCACACCGGUUACGAGAUAGACCACACGACAGAACAUCACGUAGGCAACCACACCACCAACUCUUCAGACCCCCGUCACACAGCCCCGUCCAGGCAGAAAAGGUUCCUCUCGUACCCCCGCUACGUGGAACUGAUGCUGACUGCUGACGUCAAGAUGGCGCGCCACCACGGACGCAACCUCGAGCACUACAUCCUAACAAUCAUGUCAGUAGUUGCUGCGGUCUACAGCGACCCAAGUGUAGGAAACCUCAUCAACGUCAUGAUUGUCAAGCUGAUCGUCAUCCACAAUGAACAGGAUGGGCCCUCGAUCAAUUUCAAUGCUGCAACUACCCUCCACAACUUCUGUGUCUGGCAACAGACCCAAAAUGUCCAGGACGACAGUCACCCUUCCCACCACGACACUGCACUCCUCAUAACAAGGGAAGACAUCUGCCGAGCGAAAGACAAGUGUGACACAUUGGGGCUGGCGGAGCUGGGGACCAUGUGUGACCCGUACCGGAGCUGCUCCAUCAGCGAAGAGAACGGACUCAGCGCUUCAUUCACCAUCGCUCACGAGCUGGGCCAUGUGUUCAACAUGCCCCACGAUGACAACCCCAAAUGCAGGGAGGCAGGCAUGAAGCACCAGUAUCAUGUCAUGGCGCCCACCCUCAACUACGACACCAGCCCCUGGUCCUGGUCCAAAUGUAGUCGCAAGUACAUCACCGAGUUUCUGGACACAGGGUAUGGAGAGUGCCUAUUGGACGAGCCAGUGAGCAGAACGUACGAGCUGCCCAACCACCUCCCUGGUCAGGUUUACAACGCCAACCGGCAGUGUGAGCUCAUGUUUGGCCCCGGCUCCAUGGUCUGCCCUUACAUGAAACAAUGCAAGAGGCUUUGGUGUACGAGUGCUGAGGGGGACCAUAAAGGGUGUCGGACACAGCACAUGCCCUUGGCUGAUGGGACAGACUGUGGACAUGGAAUGCACUGCAGACAUGGGAAGUGUGUGAACAAGGAGUUGGACUUGCGGCCGGUCCAUGGGGAGUGGGGCCCCUGGGGACCCUACAGUGUCUGCUCCAGGACCUGUGGAGGAGGCACCAGGAGCACCUCCAGAGACUGCAACAACCCUGAGCCCAGGAACAGAGGAAGGUUCUGUGUGGGUCGAAGGAUGAAGUUCCGGUCGUGCAACACCGAGCCGUGUCCCAGAGGACAAAGAGACUUCCGCGAGGAGCAGUGCUCUCAGUUCGACGGCAAGCACUUCAACAUCAACGGUCUACCUCCCACCGUCCGCUGGAUGCCCAAGUACAGCGGUAUUCUAAUGAAGGAUCGGUGCAAGCUCUUCUGUCGGGUUACCGGGACAAUGGCCUACUAUCAGCUGAAGGACCGCGUCAUCGAUGGCACACCAUGUGGCCCAGACACCUACGACAUCUGCGUUCAAGGCCUCUGUCGGCAAGCAGGCUGUGACCAUGUGUUGAACUCCAAGGCGAAGAACGACAAGUGUGGAGUGUGUGGAGGGGACAACUCCUCCUGCAAAACCCUCGCUGGGACCUUCAACGACGCCGAGUAUGGUUACAACACAGUAGUUCGGAUCCCUGCAGGAGCCACCAACAUUGAUAUCAAACAGGUCAGCUACUCUGGGAAGCCGGAGGAUGACAACUACCUCGCUUUAUCUGACAGCCAUUCUAACUUUCUCCUGAAUGGAAACUUUGUGGUGGCCAUGUUCAAAAGGGAAAUCACCUUCAAGGGAACCGUCAUUGAGUACAGCGGCUCAGACACCAAAGAGGAGCGCAUCAACUGCACUGAACGUGUUGAGGAGGAACUCAUCCUACAGGUUCUGUGUGUGGGGAACCUGUACAACCCAGACGUGCGCUACUCGUUCAACAUCCCCAUCGAGGAGCACAGGGAACAGUUUGUGUGGGACCCCUCGGGCUCCUGGCUGGAGUGCAGCCGCAUGUGUCAGGGUGAGCGAUGGCGCAAGGCAGCGUGUGUGAGGAAGAGUGACCACCUGGGGGUUUCUGACCAGCGCUGUGAGCCUCUACCCCGUCCCAACGCUGCCACUGAGCCAUGUAACACUGACUGUGAACUCAGGUGGCACAUAGCAGGGAAGAGUGAGUGCUCUGCUAAGUGCGGCCCUGGCUACCGGACUCUGGACGUGCAGUGUAUGAGGUACAGCUCGCUGAAGAGGCAGAGUGAGAGGGUGGAGGGGAGGGCCUGUUCUGACCUACCCAAACCACAGGCCAGAGAGGCCUGCCACGGCGACUGUCUGCUCAAGAGCUGGCAGUACAGCACCUGGUCCCAGUGUUCUAAGACGUGUGGUCGCGGGGCUCGUACCAGGGACUCCUACUGUAUGAACAACCUGGGGAGGAGACUGGUGGACAGGGACUGUAGUGACUCCCUGAGACUGGUCACCGAGAGCUGCAACGACCAGGCCUGCCCUGGCUGGUCAGCCAGCGAGUGGAGCGAGUGCUUGGUGACGUGUGGGAAGGGGAUGAGGCACAGGCAGGUGUCCUGUAGCAUGGGGGUAGGAGAGGAGAAGCUGAGCGAACACUUUUGUGACCCGAACGCUAAGCCUCCGGCUGUCGGGAGCUGUGAGCUGCCUGAGUGUGCCUCCUGGCAGGUCGGAGUCUGGGGACCGUGUGCGGUGACGUGUGGCCAUGGUUACCAGAUGCGGGCUGUGAGGUGUGUGUCAGGGGCUUAUGGUGACACGGUGGAUGACAGGGAGUGUAACGCUGCAUCCAGACCCAGGGACAGCCAGGACUGUGAGGUGGCACCGUGUCCCUGGGCCUCUCCUCAACACAGCACUGUCCGCCCUGACAGCUCUGGUCAGCUCUUCACACAGUGGAGAUACGGCUCCUGGACCACGUGCUCUGUCUCCUGUGGGAAAGGGAAGCGUGCCCGUUACGUCAGCUGUCGGGACGCCCAGGGUGGAGUGGCAGACGAGUCCUACUGUGCCCAGCUGCUCCGGCCCCCAGAAUCCUCAGCCUGCUUCAGCCCGUGUGGCCAGUGGCGCUCCUGGGAGUGGUCUCCUUGUUCAGUGACGUGUGGUGUGGGCCGGGCCACCAGGCAGGUGGUGUGCAGUAACUACCACCACCAGGUUGACGAGUCCUUCUGCGAUCAGGACGAGAGGCCCAGCACAGAGCAGGAGUGUACAGGUGCCCCCUGCCCCUCCGUGUACCGCCAGAGGCCCAACGACCAGCCCUACAGCCCCCACGACCCCGCCAGCCACCCGGGACACAGCAGCUGGAACGUCCCCUCGGCAGACAACCAGUGGAGGACUGGGCCCUGGGGAGGAUGCUCCAGUACGUGUGCGGGGGGCUUCCAGAGGAGGGUGGUGGUGUGUCAGGAUGCGGAGGGUCGCAGCACCAGCCACUGUGACCAGAGGGUCAAACCUGCCGAGUCCAAGAACUGCGACUCAGGACCCUGCCCUCUGUGGAACUACGGCGUCUGGGGAGAGUGUACCCAGACGUGUGGUGGAGGCAGGAGGACGCGCCAGGUGGUAUGCCAACGGCCCAACGGUCAAAGACUCAACGACCACAACUGUGACAUCCUGGACAAGCCUCCUGACGUGGAGCAGUGUAACCUGGACCUGUGCCCGGGCAGCGCAUCCUGGCACCGCCGACCAUGGAAGCCGUGUUCUGUGAGCUGUGGCCGUGGGACCAAGGAGCGGGAGAUAGCCUGUGUUUAUCCAAACCAAACCCGAAUAGAGGAAGAUCACUGCAGUCAUCUGUCACGUCCCCGGACACAAAAGGCCUGCCGAGCUCGGGGAUGCCCCAGUUGGAAAGCCAACAGGUGGAGCGAGUGCUCUGUCCCCUGUGGAGUAGGGGUCCAGAACAGAGAAGUGUACUGCAGACUGAAGGGUACAGGACGGGUAAGAGAAGAGCUGUGUGGUUCCCACAACCAUCCUGCCACUGCCCAGCCCUGCCAGGCUACUGAGUGUCUCCAUUACACCUGGGCAGCCGGAGAGUGGCAAGAUUGUAACGCCACCUGUGGAGAGGGUAUGAGGAACAGGAAGGUUCUGUGCGUGGGGGCUGGGCUGACCCCUGUCCAGGACGCCCUCUGUGACCCCUCGUCUUGCCCUGCCCUGCGCCAGCCCUGCAGUGGAGCAGCCUGCCACUACACGUGGAUGACAGGGGAGUGGUCACAGUGCUCUACCAGCUGUGGAGUGGGCUACCAGCAGCGUAUAGUGUCCUGCUCCGUGAUGCCAUCCUCCCUGACCCUGCACCCAUAUGAUGCCCAGUCCUCUGCACAGUCCCGCCCCCACUGUCCAGAGCCCCACCCUCCUGGCACCAGACAGUGCCUCCUUAGGGACUGCCCACAAGCUGCCUACUGGAAAGUUGGCCCAUGGAGCAAGUGCUCCCAGACGUGUGGAGCGGGAGUCAUGGAGCGCAGGUUGGAGUGUCUGGCCUCUAAAGGACAACCGUCCAAACACUGCCGUCCAGCCGAGAGGCCCGAGUCACGGGCCGCCUGCCGAGAGCGAGAGUGUCAGCUGUUCAUGUCCUGCAGAGAGGUCCAGAUGAGACAGGAAGUGAGGAUGGAUGGGGAGUUCUACCUGAAGGUCAAGUCCAGGAUACUGCAGAUCUUCUGUGCUGAGAUGCAGACUGAUUUCCCUAAGGAAUAUGUUACUCUGCGGAGCGGUCAGACAGACAACUACUCGGAGGUCUAUGGAUACAGGUUGCUGAACCCUUUUGAGUGCCCUUAUAAUGGCAGCAGAAGGCAGGACUGUGACUGCAGGAACGAUUACUCUGCAGUGGGGUACACUCUCUUCCACAAGGUCCGCCUGGACAUCAGCUCCCUGAGGAUAAUGACCACAGACCUGCAGUUCUCUCAGACCCUGCUUGGCCGUCCCGUCCCGUUCGCCACGGCGGGAGACUGUUACAGCGCUGCCAAGUGUCCUCAGGGCCAGUUUAGCAUCAACCUCAUAGGGACUGGUCUGAAGGUGGCUGAGACAACCAAGUGGACCUCACAGGGCAACUAUGUCUCUGUCAAAGUCCACAGAUCAGAGGACGGGGCAAGAAUCUACGGUCGCUGUGGUGGCUUCUGUGGGAAGUGCAUUCCCCAGCCUCACAACGGCCUGCUGGUUCAGGUCCAGUAAGGGUCGGAGCAACGUCAGACCAGGCAGUGAAACAGACACCAGACCAGAGCUUCCGGGGUUCCAAUGCACUUCAUUUGUGAAUGUGGCCACUAACUCCUCCCUUCAUCACCCCUUCCUCCCCACCCGGCAGCUAGAACAUAGGGACAGCUCAAAGAAUCUACACUGAGUAUACCAACACCUUCCUAAUAUUGAGUUGCACUGCCCCCUUUUGCCCUCAGAACAGCCUCAAUUAGUCGGGGCAUGGACUCUACAAGGUGUUGAAAGCGUUCCACAGGGAUGCUGGCCUGUGUUGACUCCAAAUGCUUCCCACAGUUGUGUUAAGUUGGCUGGAUGUCCUUUGGAUGGUGGACCAUUCUUGAUACACACGGGAAACUGUUGAGCGGGAAAAACCCAGCAGCAUUGCAGUUCUUGACACAAACCGGUGCGCCUGGCACAUAAUACCUGUUCAAAGACACUUAAUUAUUUUGUCUUGCCCAUUCACCCUCUGAAUGACACACAUCCAUGUCUCAAUUGUCUCGAGGCUUAAAAAACCUUCUUUAACCUGUCUCCUCCCCUUCAUCUACACUGAUUGAAGUGGAUAUUAACAGGUGACAUCAAUAAGAGAUCAUAGCUUUUACCUGGAUUCACCUGGUCAGUCUAUGUCAUGGAAAGAUCGGGUGUCCUAAAUGUUUUGUAUACUCAGUGUAUUCGCUAGUAGUGUCGUGACGCGUGGGUUAUUACUAAUUCCUGCCAAAAGGCUGUUCUUGUUGUGAUUAGUAUUCAUCCAAAAUGAUAGGAAGAAGAGAGCUACAGAUCAGGAGAUACGUCCAGACAUGGGUUUUUCGGGAAAUAUUUGUUCACCAAUUAGUUAGCUAGGGUUUGUGUACUACUGUUGUUGUGCAUUCUUCUACUAAUGGUCACCCAGACUUGCCUUAUCUCAAAGGUCAAAGGUUACAGUGAGGAGUACUAUGCCUUCUGACCACUGCAUCCCAGACUAGUCCUCACUGUUCAGAACCCAAUGUUACUGACUACUGACUGACAAUGUGAUUAGAAUAAUAUCUCUAGCAGGUCAUAGAGAGACAACCAAUAGACACUAACUCAUUGGUGAUGUGGUCUGGGGGGAAAAAAAUGGGUUGUUUGUCCCUGGAAAACAGUUUGUUUAUAUAUUUAAAUGAAUUCAUAUGGUGGUAACUGUUGUCUACAUCAUUUAAGAGGUGGAAAGUCAAGGCCGAGCUCUCAUCUCCAGUCAGAAACUAGUUUGGCUUAGUUCACUUGUGACAUUGUUUUCCAGAUCAUGUCCCUUCUAGGUCCUAUAGGUGCAUGCGACCCUACCUCUCACAAGCAUCCAUACUCAUGAGAUGUAAUUUCAUUAUAUCGUCAAAUAUUUCUUUGACCAUAUUUAUACUGUAAUGAUACAUAGAGACAUGUUUUUGUACUACAAUGACUACUAGAAGCCAGGAAGCUAUUGUUUGGUUUACUUGUUUGUUGCUGAAAUGGUAUUACAGUGUGUAGGGUGAGUAACUACUAAUCUGAAAGAGGCUCUUUGAAUGGUGCUUUAAUAGCACUGACAUCACCACUAAUCUUGAGAAGGAACUCACCACUGGCAUUUCGAACUGCCAUUAGCUUCAUGCCUAGUGUAAAUGUACUACUACAGAAUAAUGCCCACAAUGCUUUGCAGAACAUGUCAUGGUCCUUUUAUUAAUGUAGCUGAAGACCAACCUGGAGGGUUGCCAGAUAUCCUGAACUACAUGAGGGAACCUGCCUGAAGUAGCUCUAUCAUCAUUUAGGUAAAUUAAACUCUUUUUCACCACUAUAACUGGAGCAGAUUUGGCAACCCUGCCAUGCUGGUACGCCGGUGUUAAGCUUUAACCAAAGUUUCAUAGAUGCAGAUUAGAAAUUUUGUCAGAUAAUGCAGCUACUUUUGAUUUAAGGAAUGGUAGGUAGAAAACCCCUUGCAAAAGUCAAUGAGCAGCUAGAAAACCUUUGGCUAUCAUUCUUGUUUGAUAGGCAAUUAUACUAUGAUGAGGUCUGUAUCAGAAAUGGAAAGAAUACUUGAUGCACUAUGUGCCAUAAAUUUUGUAGAAAAGUAAUCCUGUUUGUUUCUUUUUUUAAAUAAUAGUUCAGAUUUGUAACUUAUGAUGUUUCUUUUUUUAAUAUUCGUGCUGUGUUUUGAAUGUAAUGGGAAUUGGUACGGAAUUGAACAAGAUGCUUGUUUGCUAUGUAUUAUCCAAAGAUGAUUUUAAGAAUCAUAUGUACUUACAGUGUGUAUGUAGGUUAUAUAAAAUGGAUUGAUCCAGGUGCUAUGGUCACUAAUUGCAGCAACAUCAUAGGUCUUGCUACUUUACUAAUACUGUAAAAUAAGAAAUAAUAAAAUAUUUGAAUGCUUUUCAA